Molecule: messenger RNA, 282 nt
Organism: Exophiala oligosperma
Lineage: Eukaryota; Fungi; Ascomycota; Eurotiomycetes; Chaetothyriales; Herpotrichiellaceae
Exons: 1
Coding region: 1-282 (93 amino acids)
Source: RefSeq, a predicted model, not a curated record
AUGGCACCUGCACCCACUCUCGGCUUCUCUACGCAGACCUUGUAUUCUCUUCUCCACCCAGAGACAAUCCACUUUUGCUUCAAGACGGAACAGGGUAGACGGCUCAUUGUUCCGAUCAACGCCAGCAAUGCCUACUCUUGUUCCGAGCCUCAACCUGACGACGACAUUGAUUCCGAACCAUCAAUCAACGGCGAGCUGCCGACAUUCUCAUUCCAUGAGAUCGACGUUCUCGAGGUCUUUGUCGGACCUUGUGUCGUCAGCCAAGUCCAAGUCAACGGGUAA